AUUACGAGGUUCGAGAUUAUCAGGGAGGUUAUGUUGGAUUUAGAGGAUGUACUGGUUUGACCCAAACCCCAGUGAUGGACCCCCGUUACUGUGCCCAAGACAUCCUCCUCUGUGACCUGUGUCAAACAGCUGCAUUACAGAGUCAUUGUGAACUUUGUCAUAUAAACCUCUGUAUAGUCUAUGUUGGAAAGCACCUCUCUGAUUCCUCUAAAAGACACAAAGUUGUACCAUACAAACACAGAAAAUCUAAUCCUAACAUUAACUAUCCAAAAUGUCCAAACCACGCCCAGAAACACUGUGAACUUUAUUGUGAAAAAUGUGACAUUCCUGUCUGUUCUACCUGCAUCUCCUCAGAAAAACAUAAAGGACACGAUUUAUCUGAUGCUCUGCAGAAAUUAAGUUCUAAAACAAAAUAUUUAGAAAAUGACUUGGAAGAUAUAGAGAAAAGAAUCUAUCCAACAUUGGAUGAAAUUACUUCAGAUUUAAACUCUGAAAAAGUCAACUUGGAUAAACAUUAUGAGAAACUGACAACAGCUGUCACCAAACAAGGAGAAGACUGGCACAAAGAAAUUAACGUCAUAGUCAACAAACAAAAAUCUGAAAUUCAUGAGAUGAAAACUGAACACCUGGCUGCUCUAAAUAAACAGGAAAAUGAAAUCAAACAGAUUACUUCUGAUGUAAAACGGUGCAUACUUGAUCUGAAGAAAAUACUGGACUCUAAUGAUGAAGCCCUAACCUCUGUGUACAAAUCCAGGAAUGCUGAAUUCAGAAGAUUACCCCCUAAAGUCAAUGUUUCAUUACCAAGUUUCUCUCCUCAUCAGAUCAACACAGAACAACUCCUUGAAAUGUUUGGUUCUCUGUCAGCAUUAUUCAUUACAACGGAAGAACAUGGCUACACAAUGAAGACACCAGAAGCUGUAUCCUGUCCUCAAGUCAAACCAUUGCUUGAUGAACCAGAACUCAUCACCACCAUAGACACUGUGUAUGAUAGUCCAUACAGUGUUACCUGUCUCAGAGAUGAAGGAAUCUGGACAUGUGGAGAAGACAAAAUCAUGAAACUCUACAACCUCCAGGGGAAACUACUGAAGUCAAUAAAAACCAAGUCUGGGAACAGUCCUCGUGACAUAGCAGUGACAAGAAAUGGAGAUCUACUUUAUACUGACCCUAAGAGAAGAACUAUAAACAUAGUGAAGAAUGACCAGAUACAGGAAGUGAUCAGACUACAGAGGUGGAAACCUAAAGGUGUCUGUAAUACCUCCUCUGGUGACCUCCUGGUUAUCAUGAACAGUAUUGAUGAUAAACAAUCAAAAGUUGGCCGUUACUCUGGCUCCACAGAGAAACAAACCAUUCAGUUUGACAGUGAAAAUAAACCUCUGUAUUCAUCUGUUGACUGUACUAUAUACAUCAGUGAGAACAGGAACCUAGAUAUCUGUGUAGCUGACUAUUUAGCCCAUGCAGUUGUGGUGGUUAAUCAGGCAGGACAACUCAGAUUCAGAUAUACUGGUCAUCCCUCUAUUACCAAGGGAUCAUUCUAUCCGUAUGGCAUCACAACAGACAGCAAGAGUCAGAUCCUGACAGCAGACCAUGACAACCACUGUGUCCACAUUGUAGAUCAGAACGGACAGUUCCUCCGUUACAUUAAUAACUGUGAUCUACAGGCUCCAUGGGGUUUAUGUGUAGACACCAGAGACAACCUCUUUGUGGCUGAGUGGAGCAGUGGUAAAGUGAAGAAAAUCAAAUACAUGUAAGCAACGUGUAUACAUUAACUGUUUGUGUCUGAGUUAAUCUCUGUGGCUGAGUGAAAUAAAGUUGUGAAUAAAAAUUCAAGUACUUGUGAAUUGCAUUAAAAUGUAAAAACAA
Saccostrea cuccullata (small rock oyster) is the source of this 1860-nucleotide messenger RNA. RefSeq lists its product as uncharacterized. The record is from RefSeq and is a predicted model, not a curated record. The transcript has 2 exons. Gene Ontology annotation, molecular function: ubiquitin protein ligase activity; zinc ion binding. Gene Ontology annotation, biological process: proteasome-mediated ubiquitin-dependent protein catabolic process; protein polyubiquitination. NCBI's taxonomy places the organism in Eukaryota, Metazoa, Mollusca, Bivalvia, Ostreida, Ostreidae. The coding region runs from base 75 to 1748 and encodes 557 amino acids.